Chilo suppressalis (striped riceborer) is the source of this 5176-nucleotide messenger RNA. NCBI's taxonomy places the organism in Eukaryota, Metazoa, Arthropoda, Insecta, Lepidoptera, Crambidae. The record is from the annotation of a GenBank genome assembly.
AAAAAAAAAACAAUAUGGCUGUUUGACAGACGCCUUCACCUUGCCUGACGCCUUUCGCAAAUCGUUUUGUGCGAAUUUUUGCGUUGCUCGUAUUGUUUUUAACAUUUGUACCUUUUUAAACUCAUAGUAUUGACUACUGAGAUUGUGAUUACAAAGUAUGUUUUUAAAUGAUUAGGACGUAUCGGUGCCAAAAAAUCUUCCAACAAAAACAAACCUCUUAAUGAACAGACAUAACCUCAAAAAAUAAUUACCACCAAAAUGAGUAAAGCGAACGCAUUAGCCGGAUUAAUUGGAAAUUACGGUGAUUCGGAGGAGGAAUCCGAUGAUGGGGAACGCUUGUCGAAAACAAGUUCAAGUGUUGGGAGAGCCUCGGCUGUCAAAUUAGCACCACCAAUGUAUUCUUCCGAGACAAAUACUACCUCAUACAGCGCACCUAACUCGACUGCUGCUAUUCAUCCAGCACCAAUUCCACACUGUCCUUGGUCCGCAUGUUAUGAUGAAAAUAGUGGUUUCACAUACUACUGGAAUCAACAAACGAAUGCUGUAACAUGGGAAGCACCUCCAGAGUAUCUGCUUGCUCUCAAAUUGGCCCAACAACACUUGAAUACAUCAGGCUCUACAGAAGUGUCUGCAGAGGAGUGGCAGUUAUACCAACAAGCGUUAGCAGAGAAGCAAAGUUCACAAAGCAAAGUGAUACCGAAGACUGCUGCUGCUAAUUCAGCUAAGAAAGUUUCCACUACCACACCAACGUCCAAAGCAACUAAAAGAAGAUUAAGUGAUGAAGAAGAUGUCAAGAUAGAAUUAAUAACAUCUUACCACAACUCAGAUUCUGAUUCAAAUGAUGAGGCGGAAAUUCCUGUUAAGAAGCCACCUGCCCCUGUUUUACCCCCAAAAGUGACAAAACCUCUGCCCAAAAAGUCUAAGAAAACAAAUCAAAAACAAGUAGAAUACGGCCCAAGCUUACCUCCAAAUCAGAAUUAUUCUGUACCUAUAGGACCAGAGCUGCCUGUGGAAAUGAUAGCUGAAAAUGGACAUAAAUCACCAGAGAAAAUAGUUACAAAUACUGCAUCUAGUGAUGAACAGGUUAAGAAGUCAAAAGUUAAUGAGAAUGAAGACAGUCAAGAUGAAAGCGAUUUAUUGACCAAACUAAAAGACAAAGCUAAAAUUCUAGAGAAACUCGGUGGUGAAAUUCCUGUGGAAUUGCAAAAGAUUAUUCAAGAUGAGACUGCAUCUAAACCUGCCUCACCGAAGCCCGUAGAAGCGCCAUCUACCACAAAUGUAGAAGAUAGCAAACCCCAAAGUACUAUUGACACAAACAUUGAUGAUUUGUUAGAAGAAAUUGAAAAGAAGGAACUCCCUAAAGUUAAGACAAAGAAUAAAGUUGAUAUGUUCAGUGAUACAAAAUCAAAUGAUAGUCCUGCACAUAGCCCUAAAUGUGACGGUACACCACCUAGAAGUGAAAUCAAACCUCUGUUCCCUAGUAGUGAAAAUAUUACCAAUGAACCUGUAGUUCCGGUUAGUUUAUUCCCAAGUGCAGCGAACAUUGUUGAAAACUCUGUAGAUAAACCAAAGGAAACAACUCCAGUAGUAGAAAAGAAAAGUACUAAUGUGUACUUAUUGAAAGACGGAGAUGUAGUAGAAAAUGUUGGUAGGAAGAAGCUAAGAAUUUCCAACUCCGUUUUGCCGGUUAAGAGGAGUGAACCUGUGUCGUAUACUACUAAAUAUUCCCAAUCAGUAGAUGGUUUUAUUGGGGAACAUAAGGGGUUAGGUUUUAGUAAGGACGAUGAUGAUGAUAGUCCGAAAGCUGAUACAGCUGUUACUUAUGGCAAUGGUUUGGUUUUCACGAAAGGAGAGACUUUAAAUGAGGGAGCAAAAGACGAAGCCUUAGAAGACAUGGUUAGCCUUUUGGAGGCCAAGUUGAAAUACUUGACGCAAGUGCAGCCUUACAAUCUGUCGCCGGUUCAAGAGAUGAUGAUUCAAUUGCAGACGUUGAGCGCGGCGUGGCGUUCGGGCUCCCUGUCUGGGCGGUACUGGCGCGCGUGGGCGGGCGGCGCGGCGGCCGCGCUGGCGGCGCACGAGGCCGCCGCCGCCCCGCCCGGCUGGCGAUGCGCCUUCCAGAGGUCGGAAGGGCGGUACCGCUACGAGCGCGAAUCGGACGGGCUGGUGCAGUGGGAGUAUCCGGCCACUGCUAACAUGGAUAUGGAUAUAUGCACCACGCCGCCCCAUCCUGGUGUCGAAGCUAAGGAGCCUAAGCAAGAGAUUGGCGACGAAUUAAUGUCGUUCUACAACGACAUCGCAGAGCUAGAGAAGAAGACGCCGUCGGUGCCGAGCACCGCCACUAACUCGCCCGAACCGCCCGAGAGAGAGAAGGACAAACCCAAAGACAAGGAGAAAGACAAGGACAGAGAUAAAGAGAAGGCCAAAAAGAAAUCUAAGGUCAAAAUAUCAUCAUCAAUUGGGAUGAAGCACAAAUCAGUGUCGAACUUGGUCGCCAAAUGGCAACAGGUGGCUGAAGAAAUCAACUCUGAUUAGUCAAAGAAAGCAAUAUUAUUUGAUAAACAACUAUAGUCUUUAUUGCGAACGUUGUAAAUACCGAAUUCCAAGUACACCUAAGUGUAUAUAGAGUAACAUUUAUAUUACAUAUUUAUAAAUUACGUGUUUAGCAACUAGACGAGAAGAUAUUAAUUUUUUUUGAAGAUUCUGUGAAUAUACUGACGUAUAUAAUUGUUAUCUGUUUUGCUGUGCUGCUCUUAAACAUUUAAUACUUUUAUAGGAAAUUAAAUUAAAGCAGAUAUUUAACUUUCAUCUGUGGAAUUGACAAUAGAUCCUUUAUUACUUUUGUGUACAGCCAAACUUUCAGUUAUUUAACGUUAGAUUCUUUAUUAGUUUAACAACUAUGUAAAAAAAGUCUUAAGAUUAAUAUCUUAAAUGAUAAAGUUAAAGUAAGGUAAGAAUUUUAAUUUAUUGUAUAUAUAUACGUUAACUUGUUUCCAAAAUUUGUAAAUAACUUUUGUAUAAUAAAAUUGAGUGAAAAAUUGCUGGUUUUAUUUGUGAUAGGAAUAUAUAUAUAUCAUUUUAAUCAGAUUUUUUUUCUGCGUCGAUCUGUGUAUGAUUCGUAUAGAUUUAUUUAUAAAGAGUAUAUAAGAUGGAGCAAUACAAUAAUAAAAGUUGGCGCUUAAGCAACUCAAAUUUUUGAAGAUUUUUAUUGUUCACAACGCUGAAGCGCCAUGUUUUGGCGUUUUGACAACCAAUGGCGCUUACGCCCUACUAUUUGGCGUAUGAUUUGAUGUUUGCUUGACAGAAAAUGUAUAGGGGGCCGAGUGAUUUUCGCUGAAGCGACAUCUAAUUCGUAAAGUAAAGGCACUAUCUAACUUUUUAAUAGGAGAAUAUUUAGUGUUAAUUAGAACAUGAAAUGUAACUCCAAAAUUAUAGAUAAUCCAAAUGUUUACUCUUCCUGUAUGUAUUGUAGCAACUUAUAGUCUUGAAUGUAAGUAUAAUUAGCAAGUAGUACUUAAAAGUAGUAAAAUUGUAUUAUUAAUUAACAGUGGUGACAAUUAUAAUCUUGUGAUAGAAAAGAAACGGUUAAACAAUGAAAAUGGUAAAAAAUAAAGUAGGUAACUCCACAAUGAAUUUAAUACGUCAAGAUUAGACGCCGCUUGAAUACAUUGUCGCAAUACAUAUGUCCCGUGAGAUUGCUAUGAAGUUCCUUAAGAAUCCUUAACAUUUAGAAAAUAUUAUUUUAUGAAUAUGUUUUUAUUUUUAUGGCGCUAUUUCUCAUUCACAAUGAGUCAUCGUUUUUUUUUUGUGAAAAUGAAACUUUGAUCCUCUUUUUUGUACAGUUACUAAAGUGGCAUUUAAACGAUUUUGCUUUUUCACUGUCUUUAUGUUUAUACGCAGUGUAGCGUCAAAAAAUCGCACCUCCGCUAAAAUUAAUUUCAAGCGGUAUGCGGUAAUAUAACCCUUAACAGACGCAUUUACUUCCACCAAUAUUAGUGUCAUUUGAAAACCCAUUAAAUAAACUUAAAAAACAAUUCAAUUAAAUGUCUUUUCCAUUUAAUUUUGAAUGUAAUGGACUAUGUGCUAAGGGGAUUGGCGCUGUAUGCCGUAAUGCAGGUAUUUUGCCUAGCUCGGCAACAGAUAAAUAUAUAGUUAUGUUAAAGAUAUGAGUAUUAUUUUAGCCUUCGUAAAUUGGAAAUAAAUGAUUAUUAUUAAUUUUCAUUUUUCAUUGAACAGUGCAAAAAUAUAUUUACAAAAUAAAUAAAAGCCUUAAAGCCCUCAUUAAAAACAGAUUAAUUUACUCAAAAAAAAAAAAAUACAUAAGGUUCUUAAAACUUACCUAAAACCUAGUGUUACCUCCCUAGCUCGGAUGACGCCGUACGCUAACCUCAUAGAUCUUACCAAUUCUAGGAGCUCUUCUUGAAGGAUACUCGCCCAUUCCUCAAUAACAGCCUCUUCGAGCUCCUGGAGAAUCGUGGGGCGGGAUCACGAAACCGAACCUUGCGUUUCAAAUAGUCGGUGCUCUAUCGGGUUCAGGUCUGGACUUCUCGCUAGCCACUGCAUGACAGAGAUCCCAACCUCUUGAAGGUAUUCGCGCACAAUUAAUGCAGUGUGAGCGCGAGCGUUAUCCUGCAUUCAUGUGAACCACUCGCCAACAAAACUGGCAUAGGAAACCACAUGCUCUUCCAGGAUCUCUGUGACGUACCGGUGAGCAGUUGCCGACCCUUGCCCCAAUAAGAAACUCUCAACCAUACCAUGAGCGAGGAUGGAAAAUGACCUCGUUGGACACGCGAAAUACGGUUGCUCGCUUCUUCACUACUGUGUGCGUACACCUUAUCAUUUUGUUUGUUUAGCUUUCUUCUACGGUAAAAUUUUUUUCAUCCGAAAAAAGAAUUUCCCGAUAUUUUUUUCCCGCGUACCGCUUCAACAAAGCGCGGCAUCUCUUCAGUCUCAGGUCCAUUAGACGAGCAAUUAAACAAUGUCCUGUUUUUCUUCAAUAUGCCCGAAGCCCAAGUCUUCAUUUAACACCAUUUUCACCGUGGUUCUGCUUAACCCAAUCUGAGGGGCCAACAGUUUCUGCUUGCGUUUAGGAUUUCUUUGAAUUCGCGCCUUCACAGCUUUUAUCACUGCAGCCCCCCUAGCAUGAGUAACAAAACGCGAUAAGAUAUAGCGAUUUAUC